GAUAGGGAUCUAAUUGGCGCCCCUUUACUAUUUCCCAGUUCCUUCUUCGGAUUCGUCUUUUUUAUCUUUUUAAAUCGGAAAAAGUAGAAACUGAAUCCGUAGAAAAAUUUCUCACACUGUUCGCAAAUCCUUCCUCUGCGUACUGAUCUUCUAGAUCUACACAAUCUUCAAGGGCUGCUUCGUUGUUUCGAUUCCAAUGGCGACGAGAAGACGUACUUUACUCAAAGUCAUUGUCCUCGGCGAUAGCGGGGUUGGUAAGACUUCCUUGAUGAAUCAAUAUGUGCAUAAGAAGUUUAGUCUGCAGUACAAAGCGACUAUUGGUGCUGAUUUCGUAACGAAGGAGAUUCAGAUUGGGGAUAAACUUGUUACUCUACAGAUUUGGGAUACUGCUGGGCAAGAAAGAUUCCAGAGUCUUGGUGCUGCGUUUUACAGAGGCGCGGAUUGUUGUGCGCUUGUUUAUGAUGUCAACGUGUUGAAGUCCUUUGACUCUCUCGAAAAUUGGCAUGAAGAGUUUCUUAAACAGGCAAGUCCAUCGGAUCCAAAGACAUUUCCGUUUAUAGUUCUUGGAAACAAGGUUGACAUAGAUGGAGGGAGCAGUAGAGUGGUCUCUGAGAAGAAAGCAGCUGACUGGUGUGCUUCAAAUGGUAACAUUCCUUAUUUCGAGACAUCAGCAAAACAAGACUACAAUGUUGAUGAGGCGUUCCUUACCAUUGCCAAAACCGCUCUCGCAAACGAACAUGACCAGGAUUUAUACUUCCAAGGGAUUCAAGAUGCAUCGACUGAAAACGAGGCAAAAGGGAGUGGUUGCGCUUGCUAAACCGGGGAUUUCAGGAUUCAUUUACAUUUGUGUUUUUUUUGAUGCAUUUGCCCGUUAUUGUUUUGAAGGUUGGUGUACCUGUUGAGUUGCAGAAACGAUAAGCUUGUAGAAGCAAAUUUUUUACGCCAUUCCAUCAUAUAUUAAUUGAUUGGAGGAGUCUGUAAUCGAUUCUGCUGAGAUAUAUUGUUGUUUUCUGCUCUUAAUUCAUGUGGCGAGAUCAAAUUAUAUA
Messenger RNA from Eutrema salsugineum, 1046 nucleotides. RefSeq names its product ras-related protein RABG3a. Gene Ontology annotation, cellular component: vacuolar membrane. The record is from RefSeq and is a predicted model, not a curated record. Gene Ontology annotation, molecular function: GTP binding; GTPase activity. Lineage: Eukaryota; Viridiplantae; Streptophyta; Magnoliopsida; Brassicales; Brassicaceae. The coding region runs from base 197 to 817 and encodes 206 amino acids. The transcript has 7 exons.